Molecule: messenger RNA, 1021 nt
Organism: Micropterus dolomieu (smallmouth bass)
Lineage: Eukaryota; Metazoa; Chordata; Actinopteri; Centrarchiformes; Centrarchidae
Gene: zmat4a
Product: zinc finger, matrin-type 4a
Exons: 7
Coding region: 33-815 (260 amino acids)
Cellular component (GO): nucleus
Molecular function (GO): zinc ion binding; nucleic acid binding
Source: RefSeq, a predicted model, not a curated record
UCAGUCUGUCGCUAUUCAGCAUCCUCUGGUUAAUGGAUUAUACAGUUUCCCUCCAAGUGCAACAUCAGCUGGCGGUGUUCCCGACACACUUCUACCAGGGCUACAGUGUGGAGUUACAGAUGAAGUCAACAGAAGUGGACCAAGGGCUUUUUACAGACAGCUACUGCAAAGUGUGCAGCGCUCAGCUCAUCUCCGAGUCCCAGAGGGUCGCCCAUUAUGAGAGCCGGAAACAUGCCAACAAAGUCCGGCUGUAUUACAUGCUACAUCCUGUGGAUGGAGGCUGCCCUGCCAAGAAGCUCAGAACAGACAACGGCAGCGACGAGGGCGACGUGGACAAGAAUAAGUGCUGCACGCUGUGUAACAUGUCCUUCACCUCAGCAGUGGUGGCACAGUCACACUACCAGGGUAAAAUCCACGCCAAGAGGCUAAAACUGCUACUGGGAGAGCAGCCUGCCAUCACAACCAAAGAGGCGUCCCCCAGUCCUGUAAAGAGCUCCCCAGAAACGUCUCCAAUGACCUCCCCACGUCAGCGCCGCGACUCGGACCGCUACUGCCAGCUAUGCAAUGCCUGGUUCAACAACCCCGGCAUGGCUCAGCAACAUUAUGAUGGCAAAAAGCACAAGAAGAACGCUGCCAGAGCAGACCUGCUGGAGCAGCUGGGCAAGACCCUGGACAUGGGAGAGAUGAAAGGUCUGAAACGGAGCUAUACCUGUGAAGUCUGCAGCGUCACACUGAACUCAGUGGCACAGUACCAUGCACAUCUGCAGGGCUCAAAGCACCAAAAUAAUCUGAAGAAUCAGAUAUGUGUCCAGUGAGCGUGGGACAAAGAUAAAAACCAGCUAUUGGAUUGAUGUCAGACAAGCUGUGGUCAGCUUGCCCUGCUUUUUCUGCCUCUGCCCUGCUUCUGCUCUCCUCCACAUCAUUUUGAUUUCUCUCUCUCUCUCUCUGUCCUGUCUUUCACUCUGUCUGUUUCAGCCACUCUGAGGGAGGAAAAUAAAGACAUUUUUUUUGUAACACUCUA